This is a messenger RNA of Vitrella brassicaformis, 1912 nucleotides long. The record is from the annotation of a GenBank genome assembly. NCBI's taxonomy places the organism in Eukaryota, Vitrellaceae.
GCCUUUUCCACUUCCCCCUGUUGUGCACGCCUCAGAGCCCAACCUUCUGCAUCUCCACCUCAUGGAGGUGCAUCUCCUCGAUCUGUCGCACAAACUGGGCGUUGCGCUCCCUCUCCCAGUCCUCCAAGAAGGCACCCUCCUCCGCCUUGAGCUUCUCGAGACAAACCUUGGUCGUCGGCAGCUGCGCACAUAUGCUCUCGACUCGGUCGUUGAUCUUGCGCACCCAAAAGCGCAAUCUGAUGGACGGACGCAGGCAGAAACCAACACAGACAGACAGACAGACCCAUUCAUUGGGGGGAAGCGAAGGUGUGUCUGUGUGGUGUGGUGUGGUGGCUGUUGUUACACACCGCGUGAGCAGCUCUGUGUGUGAGUCACUCCUGGUCGGCGAGUGCUGCCCCCGGCCCUCCGUCACCUCCCGCGCAAGCGACAUGACAUUCGACAUAUACGAACCUGAUGAUAAUUAAUGAACCACACGCGUCAGUCAGGGCAGGGCGCCCGCCUGUCUGUCUGUCGAUCCGAUAAGUGACUGGGUGACCUGUGAUGCGAUCGAAUAUCUCACAGACGGCCCCCAAACUCUUGCACAACUCCUCGAUGCCGGUGGUCAUGACAGUGAGCUCGUCACUGAACUCCUCCAUGAGGGCCCUCUCCUCCCGGGCAGCCAACGCCCGGUUCUGCAUGAUCCGAUAGGUGGGGUAUGUCGUCAGCACGCCCGUCGACCCAAAGGCAACUCCACCCAGGCCGAACGAUGCGGCCGCGGCCGCCGCCCCUUCAGCAGCGCCACAAGUGGCCAGUACACCGGCCACUCCCACCGGCACGGCACACGCAAGGACCCCAGCUGACACGCCAGCGACCGCCAGAAGAGUGUUGGACACUCGUCGACUGCUCCGGUACUGCUCCUCUCGCGUGGAUGCCUCCAGCCGCUGGGAGACCCUCAGCCGCUCCAUCUCGCCGUCCCGAAGCUCGCGGAGGGCACAGUGAAGGGCAUCCAAGUCCCUGCGGCACUCACGAGCUGAGGAGGGAGCAGUGAGGCAAGCAAGGAAGGAAGGAAGGAACGGCCUGCAAGUCUGUGUGGUGUGGCACGCGUGGCUGUCGUGUGUGGUCGUCUUGUCUCUUGCUCUCACCUUCGCUCUGGUUCUCCUUGAGCUCUUCCCUCGUGGCGAGAGAGAAAAACGGCCGAUCGCCGCCCUCGAGAAGCCUGUCGAUGUCCCCCUCAACUUGCACGGUGAAGCGCUCCAAGCUGAAGGCAGGCAGGCAAACAGCACACAACACAUGUCGUCUCGCACGAUGUGAUCGAUCCGGUGCACUUCACUCACUUUGCAGUCAGUGCAUGCCUUUUUUUUCUUCGGCUUACAUACUUGUAUAUAGUGAUCUGUAGGCGAGGAAAGACGUGCCGUCUGAAUGUGUCUGCGUGGCUGAACCAGGUGGCACCGAUCUUCUUCAAGCUCAGGCACUGCAGGCACCACACCACCGAUAGAACAACACAAUGAACCCAUUCACUCACCGCUCUCUCUGGGUGUAUUGUCGAUCGACCCAGUCUGUCGUCCGUCCGCAUGCCUCACCUACCUGUGCUUGGAGCGCGAAGAGGCGCCUCAGACACCGUGACACAACGACCUGACAGACAGACAGACAGACAGACAGUGAUGCCAUGAAGAACAUACAUAGAAGGGCAGUGUGACGAGAUCAUCCAUCUGGUGUGUCCGGUCUGAUCGGUGUUUGGCAUACCAUGUGUGUGGACACAGCGAGGAGAUGCACGGCCAGCGGGAUGUCCACCUGUUCCUGCCCCUCCUGCCGCUCCUUCAGCGACAAGUCGUCACUCAGCCUCGCGAGGGCGGUGGUCAUAUCUUGCCCAGCCAUCGUGUCCAAUCGACAAACGAGAACGAGGAAAGUUUCCCUUUUCUUUUCCUUCUUUCCC